AUGUUAUUACAGAUGCUACACAUCGAGAGCAUCGCUGUCGUGGGCAUGUUCCACGGCCUGAGAACGAGUGAAAAGCUGCGCGGUACGAUCCGGCGGAGCACGGAGACGGGUAUCGCUGUGGAGAUGAGGAACCGGGUCACGCGACAGGGCAGCAAGGAGUCCACGGACGGUAGCACCAACUCCAACAGCUCUGACGGAACGUUUAUCUUCCCCCCUACUCGCAUGGGUCCAGAGAGCCAGUUUAGUGACUUCCUGGAUGGACUAGGCCCCGCCCAGAUCGUAGGCCGACAGACAUUAGCCACACCCUCCAUGGGUGACGUCCAUGUGGGUAUGGUGGACAGAGGAGGCCAGAUAGAGGUGGAGAUCAACCAGGCCAGAGGACUGACCCCUAAACCAGGGUCAAAGAACAUCCCAGCGACCUACGUGAAGGUGUAUGUGUUGGAGAAUGGGGCGUGUCUGGCUAAGAAGAAGACCAGAGUGGUGAAGAAGACUCUAGAUCCUUCCUACCAACAGGCCCUGCUGUUUGAAGAGAGUCCUCAGGCCAAAGUCCUCCAGAAUCCUGCCCCCUGCCCCUGCCCCCUGUCCCCUGUCCCUGCCCCUGCCCCCUGCCCCUGA
Molecule: messenger RNA, 615 nt
Organism: Salvelinus sp. IW2-2015
Lineage: Eukaryota; Metazoa; Chordata; Actinopteri; Salmoniformes; Salmonidae
Source: RefSeq, a predicted model, not a curated record